ACAUCCCAUCGCGCUUUUUGGCAGCUUCGAAGUCCUCUUACCAAAACAUGAACAUGAGUUUCUGACAUUGAUGUGUGUGAAAAAUAGGUUGAAAACCAGGUUAUAAACGUUAUGCUUAAAGACGUGAGGACUAAAAGGACAUUAUUAGGGAAACAAUGGCCAGCACCAUGGUGGCCGUGGGUCUCACCCUUGCAGCAGCAGGAUUCGCAGGUCGAUAUGCCAUGCAGGCCGUGAAACAGAUGGAGCCCCAGGUGAAGCAGGCUCUCCAGGCUUUUCCUAAAUCUACGUUUGGAAGCGGUUACUACAGAGGAGGUUUUGAACCCAAGAUGACGAAGAGAGAAGCGUCUCUCAUCCUAGGAGUCAGUCCCACGGCCAACAAAAACAAGAUCAGAGAGUCACACAGGAAGCUGAUGAUAUUAAAUCAUCCUGACCGAGGAUUUUUGGAUUUUCCUUCCUGUUCGGUGCUGGCCACACCCACAUAUAUGAUGUCACAUCAAUUAAGUAAUGUUAUUUCUUUUAUAAAGCAAACCUCAUAUUUUUCUAAGCACAGCACAUUUUUUCAUCCUCUAACUUCCAUCAGUAUCAGUUUCUGAGCAGUAUGAAUCCCAACACCACUGCUACACCUGAUCCACUCAUACCAUAAUUCUGCUUUGAUAUUGCUUGGUCCUGAUCUUUGAUAUAUUUAGACAUGUAUAUAUCUUGUUAUGUAUUUUAUAACACUAGCAUUACAAUAUGUUCCUAACAUAUGUUCUGAAUGAGGAUUUGAACAGGUUUCCAAACCUUUUUGUUAGGAAAACCUGUUAGUGACACCUAGUGGAAAAUGGUUUAAACAUUUCUCCUGCUUAUUUCACAGUAACAGUUAUUAGAUGACAUUAAUUUCCUGGGGAAAAUAUUUACAGAAAUAUUUACAAUAAUGUAGCCUAAUAUAAACACAGAGAUGAUCUAAUUGAUGUAAUAGACCUAAUAAUUUAAGUAUUUGUAAUGUGUACAUUAAAUGUGGCAAAAAAAUAUACAUUUUACAUUCAUACGUUGCUGUAAAUAUGAUAAUUUACAGCGGAACAGAGUAACAAAGUAAUCUGCGAUGUUACAAGGUAGUGUAGUAAGCAAUACUGUAACAUUUAUCUGGUAACUUUGUAAAAUUACAAUAGAUUUCGCCAGAUAAUUGCUAAUAUUCUUCAAGAUUUUUUUUGUAUUUGAACUUUUCCAGACACUGACAUG
Pangasianodon hypophthalmus (striped catfish) is the source of this 1218-nucleotide messenger RNA. RefSeq names its product DnaJ (Hsp40) homolog, subfamily C, member 19 (gene dnajc19). NCBI's taxonomy places the organism in Eukaryota, Metazoa, Chordata, Actinopteri, Siluriformes, Pangasiidae. The transcript is spliced from 6 exons. Gene Ontology annotation, molecular function: ATPase activator activity. The record is from RefSeq and is a predicted model, not a curated record. Gene Ontology annotation, cellular component: PAM complex, Tim23 associated import motor. Bases 156 to 593 code for a protein of 145 amino acids. Gene Ontology annotation, biological process: protein import into mitochondrial matrix.